Meira miltonrushii is the source of this 927-nucleotide messenger RNA. Its product is annotated as NAD(P)-binding protein. Lineage: Eukaryota; Fungi; Basidiomycota; Exobasidiomycetes; Exobasidiales; Brachybasidiaceae. The annotation marks the transcript as partial. The transcript has a single exon. Gene Ontology annotation, molecular function: oxidoreductase activity, acting on the CH-OH group of donors, NAD or NADP as acceptor; NADP binding. The record is from RefSeq and is a predicted model, not a curated record.
CAGGUAGGUUGGGUAGGUUUGGGAAAUAUGGGUAAAUUGAUGGCGAUCAAUUUGGCAAAUGCGUUGAACGGACAAGGAGCUCCCAAACUAAAAGUGUGGAAUCGAACAACGAGCAAGAGUGAAGAAGCUGUAAAUGAAUCGAACGGAUCAGCAGAAGUAGCAAAAGAAGUUGAAGAGAUUGGCGCGACGUGCAAAGUCAUCUUUUCUUCUUUGGCAAACGAUGAUGUGGUUAAGGCUGUUUAUAAACAAUUAUUUGAUUCGGUCAAAAAGAACAAUAAUACAAAUGUGCUGUUCAUUGAAACUAGCACAGUCUAUCCAGAUGUGACAACGGCUCUUCUUAAUGAUGCAAAAGCUGUUGGAGCAAAGUUUAUUGCCGCUCUGCCAUUCGGUCAACCACCUGUUGCAAAGACUGCUCAAUUAGCAUUUGCGAUUGCCGGAGAAAAGCCAUCUGUCGAAACGGCAAAGCAAUACAUUGUACCACACAUCGGAAGAAUGGUUUUAGAGUUCGGCGAAGAUCCAUCAAAAGCAUCAACGUUUAAGUUGAUUGGAAAUUCAAUCAUUCUUUCAACGGUUGAAAUGAUGACUGAAUCAAUGACGUUAGCCGAAAAGACUGGAAUAGGAGCAGAUCGUGUAUUGGAAUGGGUUGAAGCUUUUUAUCCUGCUCCUUCUGCGAUCAAUUAUGCAACAAAGAUUGCAAGUUUGAAAUUCGUCGCUUCGGGUGGUUUUGACUUACAAGGUGGAUUGAAAGAUGCAACACACAUCGCCAGACUUGGAAAGGAAAACGAUUGUCAAAUGCACAUCGUCGAACAAGCCAUCAAGCAUCUCAAUACUACAAUCGACUUGAACAAAGGUCAAGAAAACAAGGAUUGGGCAGCUCUAGCCGCUGCUCAACGAGUUCAAAGUGGUCUUAAGCCAUUCGAGAAGUAA